AUCAGGAUGGGAGUUUGGGAUCGGGAUGGGGAGUUUGGGAUCGGGAUGGGAGUUUGGGAUCGGUUUGGAAGCCGGGAUUUGCCACCGGUGGAUUUUUGGGAUAGCCCCUCCCUGUUUUUCUGCUCGUGGCUCUCCUGCUUUUCCCGCUUCCUUUUCCAUAGGAAAUUGAGCCGGGAAAGGUUUUCCAAGCCCUGCUCCUGAUCCCAAACAGCUCCCUCGGGAUUUUCCAGGCCUGGAUGUGUUCAUUCCCAAAAAAAGCUGUCUGUUCCCCUCAGGAAGGGAUCCCAAACCCUGGGAAGGGAUCCCAAACCUUUGGGAUUCAUGGGAAGAAGGGAUUGGGCCCCCCCCGCUGCCAGCCAUGGGGGACAUGAAAACCCCGGAUUUCGACGACCUCCUGGCCGCCUUCGACAUCCCCGACAUCGACGCCAACGAGGCCAUCCACUCGCACCACGAGGAGCCCGAGCCCCACGGCAAAGCCCUCCCGGGGGAGCCGGGAGCCGCCGCCCCGGAGCACGUCCUGCCCCACCCCGACAUCUCGGCCGUCAGCGUCAUCGUCAAGAACACCGUGUGCCCGGAGCAGCUGGAAAACCUGGAAUCCCGCGGCAAGGAUGGACACGGGAUGGCCCCGAGGCUCCUCCAGAACGGCUUCGGAGCCGCUGACGUUCCCAGAUCCCCGAGUUCCCGCGGGGUGGAGGCGGCGUCCAACGGGGAGUGCUGGGGGAAGGAGAAGAACGCCAAAGCUUUGGAUUUGUUCUCCCAUUUCAGCCCCGAUCCCAACGAGGACGGCGCCAAUUUGAUCGACAGGUCCCGGGAAUGCAAAGCCAAGGAGAAAUCCCUGGCUGUGCCCUCGCUGGCCCCGUCCCCCACCCCGUCCUUGGACUGCAAGGAGCCCUUGGGAGAAGCCGCAGAGAGCUUGGAUCCGGCUUUUCCGCCGCCGUUCCGGGCGGGAGCGGCCGCCGACGGAGCCCAUCCCAUUCCCUGCAUCAAAAAGGAGGAAUCGGACUCGGAAGAGACGACGCCGCGGAGCUCCAGUCCCAAGGGAUUGGCCGUGAGCCUCGGGGACAGCCCCCUGGAGCACCUGAAAUCCGUCACCGUCCGCUAUUCCGCGGAGGAUUCUCCCGUGGCCGCGUGGCCGGGAUCGGAUCCGGCGCUGGACGGGAGCGCCGGGAACGCGGCCGAGCUCAAACACUCCCCGGGGAGCCCUCGGGAAUCCUUCUCCUCUCCGGGGAUCCACAUCCCCAGUUCUCCCAAACAGCUGGAGAGCCUCUCCUUGAAGGAGGAGCAGGAAAUGCUGGACAGGUCCAUGGGAAGCCCCCCGAGCGUUUCCAGCGGCGAGGAGGAGGAGGAGGAGGAGGAGGAGGAGGAGGAGGAGGAGGAGGAGAGCACCAAUUCCCCGUCCUCCAAUUCCUCGCGGCCGCUCAAAGUCCGCAUCAAGACCAUCAAAACCUCCUGCGGCAGCAUCACCAGGACGGUCACCAGGGUGUCCUCGGACUCGGAGCCGGCCUCCACCAAGCAGAAUUCCCAGGAAAGCCUGGAGUGUCCCGGCGGGAUCGCCGCGGAGGCAGCCAAGGACAAGACGGAGCUUCCCAGCCCUUUGAAAACGGCGGAAGGGCCGAAGAUCGUCAGCGUGCAGCUGGGGAACGGCGCGAAGCUGAAGGGGACGGUGCUGCCCGUGGCCACCAUCCAGAGCGCCAGCAGCGCCAUGCUCAUCGCCGCCAGCGUGGCCCAGCAGAAAUCCGUGGUUCUCCCGGGAAAACCCGGAAAAUCCGUGGCCAAGAACAUCCUGAACUUGGUGCCGCAGCCCCUUCCCAAGGGGGACGGCCGGAGCAACGGGAGCGCGGCCGCCCAGAGCGCCAAGGCCAACGGCGGCGCGGCGCUGCCCAAAGCGGCGCCGAGCGUGGCCGGCACCGUCAUCUCCCGCUCGCAGUCCAGCCUGGUGGAGGCCUUCAACAAAAUCCUCAACAGCAAGAACCUGCUGCCCACCUACAAACCCAACCUGAGCCCCCCGGCCGAGGCCAGCCUGGCGCUGCCGCCCUUCGGCUACCGCUGCCUGGAGUGCGGCGACGCCUUCGCGCUGGAGAAGAGCCUGGCGCGGCACUACGACCGGCGCAGCAUGCGCAUCGAGGUCACCUGCAACCACUGCGCCAAGCGCCUGGUGUUCUUCAACAAGUGCAGCCUGCUGCUGCACGCCCGCGAGCACAAGGACAAGGGGCUGGUCAUGCAGUGCUCGCACCUGGUCAUGCGGCCCAUCGCCCUGGAGCAGAUGAUCGGCCAGCCCGACAUCACCCCCCUGGUGUCGCUGGCGUUCCCGGCGGGAAAGGUGGCGCAGGACGCCGGGAACGGCGCCCAGGAGCUGCCGGUGCUGCCGCUGGGCUCGGAGCAGAGCAGCUACAGCUGCUUCCGGUGCCUCGAGUGCAAGGAGCAGUGCAAGGACAAGGCCGGGCUGGCGGCGCAUUUCCAGCAGGUCGGGGUGGCCACCAGCAGCAGCAGCACGGUGUGCUCGGCGUGCCCCAUGAUCCUGCCCAACCGCUGCAGCUUCGGCGCGCACCAGCGCAUGCACCGCAGCCGCCCGCCCCACGUGUGCCCCGAGUGCGGCGGCAACUUCCUGCUGGCCAACUUCGAGGCGCACCUCAAGGACUCCUGCCUGCACUUCUCCCGCAGGGUGGGAUACAGGUGUCCCAGCUGCUCCGUGGUGUUCGGCGGCGUCAAUUCCAUCAAAUCCCACAUCCAGAGUUCCCACUGCGAGGUUUUCCAUAAAUGUCCCAUCUGCCCCAUGGCUUUCAAGUCCGCCCCGAGCGCCCACGCCCACGUCUACACGCAGCACCCGGGCUUCAGCAACCAGCAGUCCAAGAUGAUCUACAAGUGCGCCAUGUGUGACACGGUGUUCACGCACAAGCCGCUGCUCUCGUCGCACUUCGACCAGCACCUGCUGCCGCAGCGCGUCAGCGUCUUCCGCUGCCCGCAGUGCCCGCUGCUCUUCGCCCAGAAGCGCACCAUGCUCGAGCACCUCAAGAACACCCACCAGCCCCAGAAAUCCAAGGAAGACACUUCCAAGAAAUCCCCGGCGCUGCUGACGCCGAAGCCGGAGCCUCUGGAGACUCCGGUGUCCAAGAUCUCCGAGGAAUCCUCGUCCUCCACGGAGGAGGACGAGCCCCCGAGCUCCCCGGAGCUGCGGAAAACCAAACGGAGCCGAUUCCAGCGGAAAUCUGGGAAUAAAUCCAAGGGCAGCGGGUGGACGUGCGGCGUCUGCCACUCCUGGUUCCCCGAGCGCGACGAGUACGUGUCCCACAUGAAGAAGGAGCACGGGAAGUCCGUGAAGAAAUUCCCGUGCCACCUGUGCGAGCGCUCCUUCUGCUCCGCCCCGAGCCUCCGCAGGCACGUCCGGGUCAACCACGAGGGCAUCAAACGCGUCUAUCCCUGCAGGUACUGCACGGAGGGGAAGAGGACGUUCAGCAGCCGCCUGAUCCUGGAGAAGCACAUCCAGGUGCGGCACGGGAUCAAAGUCACCGACCCCGCCAAGAGCCAGGAGGUCGUCAUCGCCCGCCUCGGCUCCGGGCCCGCCCAGGGGUCCGGCCGCAAGCGGAAGCUCUCCUCGGACGACUCGUGCAGCGAGGAGCCCGACAGCACCACCCCCCCUUCCAAGAACCCCAAAGGCGGCGGGAAGGCCCCGUUCCGCUGCCGCAAGUGCGGAUUCCUGGCGGGAAGCCGGGCGGAAUUCCAAGCCCACAUCCCGCAGCACCGCACGGACGGGAGUUCCCAGCAGUGCCGGGAAUGCGGCCUCUGCUUCACGUCCCAGAUUUCCCUCAACCGCCACCGCUUCAUCUCCCACAAAAAGAAGAAGGGAGCGGCCGAUCCCGAGGAUUCGGGAAGCGCUUCCCAAGGCGGCGGGAACGGGAAUUCCGGAGCCGGCGCGGACGGAUCCGAGGGAAAGUUGGAAUGCAAAGUUUGCGGGAGAGGCUUCGAGAGCCAGCUCAGCCUCAAGACGCAUUUCCGGACCCACGGGAUGGCCUUCAUCCGCGCCCGGCAGAGCGAGGAGAACUGAGAUUCCCGGGAAUCCUGGAAUCCUGGAAUUCCGGGAUCAGCCCCGAGGAGAACUGAGCGUUCCUGGGAAUCCUGGCACUUCCGGACCCACGGGAUGGCCUUCAGCCGCGCCCGGCAGAGCGAGGAGAACUGAGAUUCCCGGGAAUCCUGGAAUUCCUGGAAUUCCGGGAUCGGCCCCGAGGACAACUGAGCGUUCCCAGGAAUUGCGGUGUUCCCAGAUUCCCGGGAUCCCCCCAGAACCAGCCCCGAGCGUGGGAAUCUCGGCAUUCCCAGAACUCCGGGGUGGCCUUCAUCCGCGCCCGGCAGAGCGCCGAGGAGAACCGAGCGCUCCCAGGAAUCUCUGCGUUCCCGGAAUUCCAGGAUCGGCCCUGCAGACAGCGGAGCGUUCCCGGGAACUUCAGCAUUCCCAGAAUUCCGGGAUCAGCCCUGGGAAUCUGCUCCGAGCCGGGAAUUGGCGCCGUGUACAUAAAACCUCCCCGAGCCCUUCCCGGUGUCCGAGGGAAAGAUGGGAUUGGGAUUGGGAUUGGGACUGGGAUGGUCCCAGGCCCUGCUGGGAUUGGGGUCCAGGCUGGGAGGAUCCCAAAUCCGGCCGGGAUUCCCCCGGGAAUGUUGGAUUUUGGGGGGAUUUGGGAUUCCCUGUCGCUGUUCUGGGACCCGCCGGGUGCUUCCCAGGAAUUCCCGGAGCCGGACGGGACCAGGGAAGCUUUUCCAGCAAAAUCCACCUUUUUUGUUGGCUUUUCUUUGUUUUUCCUGGAAUUCUUUUCCUGUUUGGGAAUGUUUCUGGUGAGUUUUGUUGGGAAGAAGCCGAUUCCAAACUCCUGGAAUUUCUGGAGGUCCCUGGGCAGGAAACUCGGACACGCGGCCGGACAUUCCCGAGGGAGCAGGAGGAGGAAAAGAGCAGGAAAAAAGCUGGAAAAGAGGAGCAAAAAAGGAGGAAAAAAGGAGAUUUUUUCCUUUGGCAAAGGAGUAACGAUCCCAGAAAAGCCAGGAUUGGGAAGGGAUCCCCCAAAUCCCAGGCAGGACCCUUUUCCUGAAGGAAAAGCGGGAAAGGCGCUCCCAAAUCCCAGACUGAGGGAGAGGUUUGGGGCCUUUUCCGGGCCUUUUCCAGCUGCUCCUCUCCCUCGGGACCAGGGACCUUUCCUGCUUCAAAUCUCCAAAAAAACCCUCUGGAAAAGCCCCUUCGGACUCGUCCCUCCUGGAAUUCCUGGAAUUCCCUGUGAAUAACUUCUCCCUUUCCCUGUACAGUUGUAUCAUACACUAAAAUCCACAAAUUCCAACAACUGCUGUGCUCAUUUCGGGAUUUGGUUCGGUUUUCCAAGGUUUUUUUCCCGUGUUUUUGCGUUUUUCUGGAUGGAGGAGCUGCUUUGGGUUUGAUUUCUUUCGUUUUUGGCUUUUUUUCCCCCGUUUUUUUUACUUUUUCCAAGCAGGAAUUUGGGGAAUCCUCUCUCCCCUUUUCCCUGCGGGUGAAUGGAUGGGAAAAGGGUGGAAACAAAACUGGGAAAAAUCAGGUGGAAUCGGCCAUUCCCAAAUCCCCCGGGCCGGGUGUAAAUUCUGUUGGAAAAUAGAGAAGAAAUUAAAGUUUCUAUGAGUUUUAGAGGGGAAAAAAAUUCCCAAAAAAACCUAUGGAAAAAUGGCUUUGGACCCUUCGGUUUUCCAGCAUUUCAGUGCCUUGAGCUGGAUUUGGGUUGGAGGGAGGGAGGGGAUGGAAUUUUGGGAAUGUGUCCCUGGAAUUUCGGGGCUGCAUCCCUGGAAUUUUGGGAAUGUGUCCCCCCGGGAUUCGGGGAAUUGCUCCAUGGAAAGCCGCGGGCGCUGGAGGCUCUCAGGAAUUCUUUAUUCUGUAGGAACUGACUCCAUUAAACUCCAGUGGUUUCA
Molecule: messenger RNA, 5913 nt
Organism: Corvus hawaiiensis (hawaiian crow)
Lineage: Eukaryota; Metazoa; Chordata; Aves; Passeriformes; Corvidae
Gene: ZNF687
Product: zinc finger protein 687
Exons: 9
Coding region: 359-4042 (1227 amino acids)
Source: RefSeq, a predicted model, not a curated record